AUGACUGAGCAAGAAUUUGAGGGGCAGGAAGGCAAGAGUGAAGGCAUCGCGCACCAACCAAGAACCAACGAAAACACUCUAGUACGGAAGCCGCGAACAAAGACGCACAACGGCAAUUCCGAGAAUGACACCGAUUCAGAGGUCCUGGUCGAGAAAACAUUUGAUGACAAUGCUGGGAAGGUGCCGUCGACACAAUGUCUCUUCUGCCCCUUCCUCUCUUCCACUCCCACAACAAACCUGGAGCACAUGUCCACCCACCAUAGCCUCUUCAUUCCCGAACCCUCACACCUUUACUCCCUAGAAUCCCUGCUGUCAUACCUUGCAAUUCUCGUUUUCGAGUACCACGAGUGUCUAUACUGCGGACUGGAGAAAGGCACCGUAGACGCUGUACAAACGCAUAUGCGGGAUAAAGGACACUGCAUGAUCGACAUGUCUGAACUCCUCGAUUUCUGGGAUUUUGGAACCAAUCAAGAGUAUGACGAUGGCCGAAAAGAUGCGAAAGAGAGCAAGCUAUUAGAUAUUGAGAUGCUUCUCCCAUCCGGACGGGUCAUCAACUCCCAACACAAUCGUGGUAACGAGACAUUGUCAAAAACGACCAGGCCAAGACUCGCAUCAUCACACCGCCACGCUUCGCAACAUCGUCGAACCAAAAGAUCUGCGGCCAUCGCCCAUACACAAGAUCAAGACCAAGAAACUCCAAUAAACCCACCAUCAAGACAAUUAGCCUUGCACAGCCACAACAAUGACCGACAUCUUACCACCACCCCGCGUACAGCCCAAGGUCUCACAGGCCUCUCAGAUCAACAAAUCCGUACGCUUCAGCUGGUGGAUAAAAGGAUGAAGAGUAAAGAGGAGAGUGCCAAGGCAAAAGUACGGUAUGCGGCGCAACAGCAGCCAGUCAAGACCAUAUAUUAUAAGACUGAGAAUCCGGUAUAUCAGGCUGGGUGA
Alternaria atra is the source of this 948-nucleotide messenger RNA. RefSeq lists its product as uncharacterized. Lineage: Eukaryota; Fungi; Ascomycota; Dothideomycetes; Pleosporales; Pleosporaceae. The record is from RefSeq and is a predicted model, not a curated record. The coding region runs from base 1 to 948 and encodes 315 amino acids. Gene Ontology annotation, biological process: ribosomal large subunit biogenesis. Gene Ontology annotation, cellular component: preribosome, large subunit precursor. The transcript has a single exon.